Cuculus canorus (common cuckoo) is the source of this 4397-nucleotide messenger RNA. RefSeq names its product regulator of G protein signaling 5 (gene RGS5). Bases 110 to 655 code for a protein of 181 amino acids. NCBI's taxonomy places the organism in Eukaryota, Metazoa, Chordata, Aves, Cuculiformes, Cuculidae. The transcript is spliced from 5 exons. The record is from RefSeq and is a predicted model, not a curated record.
UCGGUGCUAUAUAGGAGGGCGAGGGGGGGAGCCAGGCUACAGACUGUUGCUGCCUGCUUUAGCUGUUGCUCACCCUUCUUACAGCUGAGGAAAACUACAGCCUACCAAGAUGUGCAAAGGAUUAGCAGCGCUGCCCCACACAUGCCUGGAGAGGGCCAAGGAGAUCAAGACCAAGCUGGGCACACUGCUGCAGAAGCCUGACUCGGUCAUUGACUUUGUCAUCCCCUACCCAGAAAAGCUGGAGAAGCCACCCAAGGCCCAAAAGCCAACACCAGAGGAGGCUUUGCAGUGGCGUGAUUCCCUGGAGAAGCUCCUGCAAAAUCCCUAUGGGCUUGCCAGCUUCCACAGCUUCCUGCGCUCUGAGUUCAGUGAGGAGAAUGCUGAGUUUUGGGUGGCCUGUGAGGACUACAAGAAAACCAAGUCCCCUGUGAAGAUGGCAGAGAAGGCAAAGAAGAUUUACGAGGAGUUCAUCCAGACCGAGGCACCCAAAGAGGUGAACAUCGACCACUUCACUAAGGCUGUGACCGUGAAGAACCUGGUGGAACCAUCGCCAAGCAGCUUUGACACGGCCCAGAAGAGGAUCUUUGUCCUGAUGGAGAAAGACUCGCUGCCCAGAUUUGUGCGGUCGGAGUUUUAUCAGGAGUUAAUCAAGUAGCAACGUGGUAGGGCUGUGCAAAGCAUUCCCUGUGAGUGGCCACACUGCUUCUUUCUAAACACCUGCCCCCUCUCUUGCAGCUUAUUUGCUUCCUUAUACCACUCUAGAAGAGCACCCAGGGGUGUUGCUAAACAUCUACCGCUGUUCUUUAGACUGUCAGAUGCCCUGAUGUUUCCUCUUACAGUCUCUUUCCCACAAAAGACCAAUUAGCAGAAACCUCUGGUGAUCCUGGGUUUGGGACCUGGAAGGGUGGUGGAGCAACCCCAGCUCUUCAGUGACCAGAAGCACCUCAGGCAGCUGGUAUGUCCCUGGCACUGUGGGACUCAGCAUUAGUCAGAGGCUCUGAGGUGAUGCCUCUGCCAUCUUAGGAUAUGACAACAUUUCUCUGGUUUUUUUCCCCAUAUUGAUGGUUUUGUCCAGGCUCCUGGACUCCUCCUGGCUUCCCAGGGUGUUGCUGAGGCUGCAUGGGGUGCCCUGUGGGUGCCCCCCUCCCUGGCCAAGACCAGCAUGACUGUAGCCCUGGGAUGCUGGGUAAGGCAUGCCCACUGCGAGAUCGGCAUCACCUUGUUUUCAGAAGCAGCAGACACAGUGACAGCUCUAUGGCAGAGAUGGCUGUAGGGCAGAUCCAGGAUCAGUACAUCCAUGUGCUGCACUGCGCAGCUGGCUGUCACAAGGGGUGGGCAGAGCAAGCGUGUAGCACCACUUCACCAGUGACUCCACUUGGAGUCAGCUGUGACAUACCCCGUUUGCUUCACACUAAAGACAUUAAAGAGGAUAAAACAAGAUCUGUUUGUUCAAAACACUGAGACUGUUUAGCAACCCAGACCUCCUGCUCACUCAAACCACAUGCAUGAUGUACUGAGCUCACAGUCUGCAGCCUGUGCCCAUGUCCCUACUGCCUAUGUGCAGCCCUCAGCAGUACUGGUGGCUGGUGGUGGGCUUGGAUUUGCAGCUUUGGGGGUGUUGCCACAGUGGUUUCUUGCUCCAAUUGCUUCCCUCUGCAGUAAAUACGCCAAAGCAAUCCUUCUAUACAAACUCAAUUGAGGGGCAUUGAUUAGAGCAGGGAGGAAAAUCCAGCUGGGGAGGUAAAAGCUGCAAUUGCAUUUGUUGAGAUCCAACCAAAAAAUCCAAACCAGACCUUGUAAACCAGACCCAAACACAAAACCGUUAUUGAACAUGUGAAAAAUAAACCUCUGUCUUCUUGAAGAGGUGGCAAACUCUGCUGAGUUUGUGUAAUCUGCCUCUUGCUCUCCUGGCUCCUCUUGUCUGUCCAGGACGUGUGUUGCCAUAAAGCUGUCUCUUAAAAAGGACAGCUCAUUUCAAAUGAUUCAAAGCCAGCCAACUGCUUGCUAGCAGAAUAAAUCAUGGGACAAGGGCAUACAUGAAAGGUGGCUGGGGUCUCAUUUCAGCCUUGAGGUGAAUACAAUGAACUCCUGCUCCAUGGGGCCUGGACAUUUCAUUCCUGCAGCAUCCACAGCACCAUGGCUUGCAAUGAGCACAUUGCGGGGAUCGACCUGCCCAGCCGGCAACCCAAGAGAUGUGGGCAAAAUAACAAGCAACCGUGCUCCCAACAGGUAUCUCAGACCAACUGCCUCCCUCAGACUGCUCAGCCUCAAUUGCAAGUCAUGAGACUCCAUCUGAACAUAAACAGUGGAUUUGCCAGCCUCUUCAAGACAUUUAAAAUCUGAUCAAAACCCCACUGGCCCCAAAUAUUUACAUGUUGUCAUGGUGAUGAAGAAAAAUAUAUCAUGAGCUGUAGAAAGUGGGCUGCGUUCUCCAGGCAGGGAUGGGGACGCAGGGGAAGGAUGAAGGCCAUCAGAAAUAUGACUUUUUCUAACUCUGGAGCAAACAGCCUGGGAAAGUCAGUGCUGUAGGAGCGGGUGUGAUGUUCAUGGGGCAUACCCCUGGGGUGAGCAUGGGGGAAGGUGGCUUGCGCGGGCCCAAAGAGCCGCAAGGGAGUCCAUGAGCAACCAAAAGGGUGCAGGAUCCCCUGGCAAUGUCCACUGCCCAGAACCAGUGGGCAACAAGGGGGAGCCAGGAACAGCACUGGGCACAGGAGGGGGCCUUGGCCAGCCUUUCUGCUGCAGGAUGCUCCCACCAUGUCUACCCCUGCAUACUCCCUGCAUCCUCUUAAAGUCUCUGUGCACUGAUGUCAGAAUAACUGGGUUCAGCAUGUUUAAGCUCCCUGCUCACAGUAUGACUCACAGAAAUGCAAAACCAAUCAGGUUUCGCUCAUGAAAAAGCCCAGAUCUUUCAUUUUUUUCUUAAUCCUUUGCCAGCUAUUUCCAGAUACCCUCACAUGUUUCACAGAUAAAUGCCAACACUGGGAUGCUUCUGAAGGCUGGCUUGCUAGGUGCAGUCACAAGCUGAAAUGUCACUAGUUGCAGUGAUGUGUAGGGCAGAGAGUAGCUGUCUAGGUAUGUACGUGCCAAAAAGAGAGGUGGAGGCUGGAUUCAGGAGAGAUGAAACAGCUUUAUUAAAAAUCUCUCCCAGGCUCAUUUCUGCUAAAAUGCUGGAAGGCCACUUUAGGGGGUGAUGAACAGGUGUCAGUGAGCUCUCAGGUGGACAUAAAAAGUGGCCCCUGCAGUGUUUUGGAACUCUUGGGAAGUUGUGUUUGUGUAGAAGGGUUGUUUGGCUAAUAAGUUGGCAGGCUUACCCCCAAAAAGCAGCAAAGCCUGUACCCACCUCACAGCCAAGCUUUCUGCAGGCUCAGUGGUAUUUACUGUUGAGCUGAUAUCAGCCAUCGUAUUUCUGGUAGGAAAUACUCCAUGUAUUUUAUCACUCUUACUCUCAUGAAAUUUGGCAUACUUAUGAGCACUACACAUGUGACAUUGUACAUCUGUAUUCCUUCAGGCAUUUACAACUAUACACACACACAUAUAUACAUACUCCUAAUGUGGGCAUCUGGAUCCUCAGUGGGUCAGAGAGUCAAAAAGCAGAAUUUUUGGAUAGUGUGCUUGGGGUCUGUUGCAGAGAUGAAUAUGCAUGGGUUUAUUGCAGUCCCAGACCUCAUUCAGGGAAACCUUGGCCAUCCACAUGAGAGAACAUGAAGGUGCAUCUUCCCAAACACCAUCUGAAAUCACCUUGUGCCUGUGGUCGCUGGGUGCCCACAGCCCUAGUGCAUCCUGGAGCCGAAGCCAGUGCAGGAGGCAAGUCUCAUGCUCCUUGAUGGACACCUCAUGCUGCAGCCAGGGUCCCCAGGCACUAGGCACUGCUUCUGUGUGUCCCUGGUGCCUGCUCCCACAAUGCAGCCAUGCAGAGGAGGGCUCCCUCCAGCUACAACCUUCAAUUAACAGUGAAGAAACAUUUUGCUGUGGCAUUUUGUGUUACUUCAAUGACGCAGACCCUUGCACCUUACCAGCCAUGGUGUGGAAUUGCCCAUCUCUCCUCUGCAUGUCAAGGCAGGGCUCUGCUGGUGCUGCCCAGUCCAAGCCCAGAAGGACUGCUGAAGCCUACAAGUCAGUUGGUGGGAGAUACCCACUGGCUCAUGGAGGACUAGGCUUGUCUAAGCACUCCCCGUUCCUGGUCACUCCUUGGAGGGUGUUGAGUGCUGUGGCUAAGGGCUGGAGGAGGGAUUGGCUCCUCACAACCAUGGGCUGCAGGUUUUCAAUCUGAUAUUCUCCAUGUGAUUUCCGUUAGAGAUCUUCACACGGGAUGAUGUGCACUGAGGAACUGGUUGCUUUAACUUGUAUUCUUGUACCACUCAGUAAUCCACACAUAAACGUGUAUUUCUGCUACUGUC